CACAGCUAAAAACGCGUGCAUUGGCGCCCGCAGCCGACGCCUCGCUCCGCCGCCUCAGAGACGUAUAAUCACACUCGAAGAAGAGUGGGCAGGCACGGAGUCGCCGCGAGACGCAGGGGGGAGGACGAGAAAAGGCCAGGCAGGACCGUAAACGACACCAAUACCGCCACCAGUGCUCCGCACCGCUCGCACGCCGUCGCCGGGUGGUCGCAAGCCGCCGGGACGCCACACGACCCCCUACCUGCUUGCAACGCCACAGGCUCUGCGUAACAGCGCCGAGGGCAGCGGCGGGGCAGCCGGAGACGAGCCUAGAUAACAAACCAUGAACAAGACGCAGCGCUUCGGCGCCGGCGGCGGCGCGGGCGACAAGUUCAAGAUGGACCGCAUCCAGCUUUUUGUCACGGGCGACUUCAUCUCGAUUGAUCUCAGAGGCUGCCAGAUGCCGACGCCGCGGCCGCGGCCGCACAUCCCCGUCUUAUAUAGGGAGGGCGGCUUCACGCCGCCGGAACUGUACGACGCGAUCGAGGCGGCGGACGCGUGGAUGUAUUCGCGGAACAUCGGCGUGCUGUCGCGGUGCGUCAGCUUCACGCUGGGCGAGUGGGAGAAAGAAAUCUCGCCGCGGGGCGAAGUCAUGGAGCGGAGCCGCGUCUACGGCGAGAUCGAGGAGUUCACGGAGUUCCUGCGCCACGAGUUCCCCGAGUGGGCGGGCUACCUCGGCGUUGAGGACCCGCCGUACACGUACAUCAAGGGCUACGACUAGUUUUUGCGUGCGCAAGCAAGACGUAUAAGAAGACCCAAGUCCACGCGUGUUCUAGUUUAG
Pelagomonas calceolata is the source of this 820-nucleotide messenger RNA. NCBI's taxonomy places the organism in Eukaryota, Pelagophyceae, Pelagomonadales, Pelagomonadaceae. The record is from the annotation of a GenBank genome assembly.